This is a messenger RNA of Melanaphis sacchari, 729 nucleotides long. RefSeq lists its product as uncharacterized. The transcript has 2 exons. Bases 107 to 547 code for a protein of 146 amino acids. The record is from RefSeq and is a predicted model, not a curated record. Lineage: Eukaryota; Metazoa; Arthropoda; Insecta; Hemiptera; Aphididae.
UCUGUGGUUCAAAAUUAUCUUUACUACUGUCAUUGUACAGAGCCUCGUGUCAACAUAUUAUUGUAUAGAACAAUAAUUUUUCCCGUUUUAGUACCAGCAAGUCAAAAUGAUUGUGAAUAGUUCAGUAGCAUUAUUCGUAAUUGCGAUGUUUUUCCAGCAUUCUCAUUGUAAACCAACACAUCGAUUUAUUAGAGAAAAUAACAACGAAGGUGAGCCUAGAAUCAAUAAAAUUAAAGAAUUUUUAAGCCAGAUACCAGGAUAUGGAUCAUUUGGUUCCACAUCUCAGUCAGAAUCGUCUUCAACGUCAAACCAACCAGAUUCAUCAACAUCAUAUCAGGAAGAAACUGCAGCUGGGCCUGAACCAGCAGAAACUGAGGUACAGUCUUCCAUAGUGGCUAGAGAUGGGAGUGCUUCAUCGACUGGAUUUCCGUCUUAUACAAAUUACAUGCCAAGUCAAUUUAGCCAAUACCAGAAUCAAGUAUCUCAAUCGAUAAACCCAGGUCAAUACUUGAAUUAUAAUUCUGCGGGUGCAUCAGGAACAAAUUAAAGUUAAUGAAUAAUGUAGAGCCCAGAAUACAUAAAAUAUACAUUGUUAAAAAAAUAUAUAAUUUAAAAAAAAAAAGUGUUUAUAGAAAAAUUAACAUAUCCGAUAUUCUACCUAAAUAGUUAUAGAAUAAAAUCUAUGUCAAAAAAAUUCUAUCAUAAAUAAUAAAUAUUAUACUACAGCGA